GGUUUUUUUUUUUUUUUUUUUUUUUUUUAAUGAGCCAGGUAAACCAUAUAAGUUGUCAACAUGGGACGGAGAUCUACAUCAUCCACCAAGAGUGGAAAAUUUAUGAACCCCACAGACCAAGCCCGAAAAGAAGCCCGGAAGAGAGAAUUAAAGAAGAACAAAAAACAGCGCAUGAUGGUACGAGCUGCAGUUUUGAAGAUGAAGGAUCCCAAACAGAUUAUCCGGGACAUGGAGAAAUUGGAUGAAAUGGAGUUCAACCCAGUGCAGCAACCACAGUUAAAUGAGAAGGUGCUGAAAGACAAGCGUAAAAAGCUGCGUGAAACCUUUGAACGUAUUCUACGACUCUAUGAAAAAGAGAAUCCGGACAUUUACAAAGAAUUGAGAAAGCUAGAAGUGGAAUAUGAACAGAAGAGGGCUCAACUUAGCCAAUAUUUUGAUGCUGUCAAGAAUGCUCAGCAUGUGGAAGUGGAGAGUAUUCCCUUGCCAGAUAUGCCACAUGCUCCUUCCAACAUCUUGAUCCAGGACAUUCCACUUCCUGGUGCCCAGCCACCCUCCAUCCUUAAAAAGACCUCAGCCUAUGGACCUCCCACACGGGCAGUUUCUAUACUUCCUCUUCUUGGACAUGGUGUGCCACGUUUGCCCCCUGGUAGAAAACCUCCUGGUCCUCCCCCUGGUCCACCACCUCCUCAAGUCUUGCAAAUGUAUGGCCGUAAAGUGGGCUUUGCCCUAGAUCUUCCCCCUCGCAGGCGGGAUGAAGACAUGUUAUAUAGCCCAGAACUUGCUCAACGGGGUCAUGAUGAUGAUGUUUCCAGCACCAGUGAAGAUGACGGAUAUCCUGAGGACAUGGAUCAAGAUAAGCAUGAUGACAGUACUGAUGACAGUGACACUGACAGGUCAGAUGGAGAAAGUGAAGGGGAUGAAUUUGUGCACCGUGAUGAUAACGAGAGAGACAACAAUGAAGAAAAGAAGUCAGGUCUGAGUGUAAGAUUUGCAGAUAUGCCUGGAAAAUCAAGGAAGAAAAAGAAGAACAUGAAGGAGCUGACUCCUCUUCAAGCCAUGAUGCUUCGAAUGGCAGGUCAGGAAAUCCCUGAGGAAGGACGAGAAGUAGAAGAAUUUUCAGAGGAUGAUGACGAAGAUGAUUCUGAUGAUUCUGAAGCAGAAAAGCAAUCACAGAAACAGCAUAAAGAGGAAUCUCUUUCUGACGGCACAUCUACUACUUCUUCACAGCAGCAAGCUCCCCCACAGUCUGUUCCUCCUUCUCAGAUACAAGCACCUCCCAUGCCAGGACCACCUCCUCUUGGACCACCACCUGCUCCACCUUUACGGCCACCUGGACCACCUACUGGCCUUCCUCCUGGACCACCUCCAGGAGCUCCUCCAUUCCUGAGGCCCCCUGGAAUGCCAGGACUCCGAGGGCCUUUACCCCGACUUUUGCCUCCAGGCCCACCACCAGGCCGACCCCCUGGCCCUCCCCCGGGUCCACCUCCAGGUCUGCCUCCUGGCCCUCCUCCUCGGGGACCCCCACCAAGGCUACCUCCCCCUGCACCUCCAGGCAUCCCUCCACCUCGUCCUGGCAUGAUGCGCCCACCUUUGGUGCCUCCACUUGGACCUGCCCCACCUGGGCUUUUCCCACCAGCUCCCUUGCCCAACCCGGGGGUUUUAAGUGCUCCACCCAACUUGAUUCAGCGACCCAAGGCGGAUGAUACAAGCGCAGCCACCAUUGAGAAGAAAGCCACAGCAACCAUCAGUGCCAAGCCACAGAUCACUAAUCCCAAGGCAGAGAUUACUCGAUUCGUGCCCACGGCAUUAAGGGUACGUCGGGAGAAUAAAGGGGCUGCUGCUGCUCCCCAAAGAAAGUCAGAGGAUGAUUCUGCUGUGCCUCUUGCCAAAGCAGCUCCCAAAUCUGGUCCAUCUGUUCCUGUCUCCGUUCAGACCAAGGAUGAUGUUUAUGAAGCUUUCAUGAAAGAGAUGGAAGGGCUACUGUGACACCUCUUAAUGCCAGAGUGUUUCUGUUCAUACCAGAGGUUGGUGGGGAAAGAGGCUUUUACUAAACUUAGUGAAAGAGCGACUUUCACUGUCAGGGUAUUUUUAAAUUUCAGUUCAAGGAAUAUCCUAAAGUUUAGCCUUGUUCAGAAUUUAUUGCAUAUAAGAGAGGAUUAUUUCAUUCAGAAUAAAUUGGUUAUUGAAGCAGUGCUGCUAACAUCCAUUCCCUUUCAUACCACCGUUUUCAUCCAGUUUGUUCCCCUUCUCCAAUUUUUUGGAAACUUGUGAUCGAGGGGAUCUUGUUACUUAUUUGUUUUGAUUCUCUUCUUGUGUGCAGUGGGCACUGGAGUAGAGAUUUCUGAAAAAAACAGUUUAUUUUACCCCAUCUUGCCUUUUGUGUUUGAGUUAUUUUAAUAUUUUCUUGUAAAUAUUUUGUAAUAUUUUAGUGAAAUGGAUCGCAAUGUCAUUUCCUAAUACAAAGCAAGAUAUGUGGGAAGAAAAUGUACAAUUCUUUGAUUAAAAUUAUUUCCCACUGACCUGAACUUUGAGUGUUUCGUGGAAUAAAUAAAUAAAUGUUCUACACCAAGAUAUCCUCUGUGUUACUGAUGAUAUAUAAAUAUGGUAUCUGUGUUAGGGGCAGUAAAGAAGCAAGGAUUUAAAAUCUCUGUUUUAAGGAACUGCCAUUGCUGGUACAGAAUAAGAAUCUUAUUGAAAAUAUUGUUAAAACUAAGUUUUAAAUUUUAAGGGAUAAAGAAAAGAAUUAUUUUCCUUCGGGAUUAUACUGGCUUUGGAGAAAUUGAAAGGUUAUUUAUUGUAUAGAACAUGAAUCUUCUCAAGGAUUAUUUACUUUUCCAGAGCUUUGUGAGCUUAGUGAUGGGAAAAGCUUCUUUUAAACUGUGUCUAAAUUAUUAGAUAGCUAGAGAAGGUGACUACUAUUAUUUUAUUGAAUUUGUCAGUUAUAUGAGCUUUUAUUAUUAAAAGACAAAAUGAAGAAUGCUCAAUAUUGUUAAUUUACAUUGAUAUAAUUUUCUUUAAAAAGUGCUUUAAUAGCUAGUUCAGCUAGCCAGUAAUCCUAAUAAUUUUCACAGAUAUUUUCUCCAUCUUACAGAUGAGAGUAUUGAAGCUAAAGGAGUUGUGUGAAUUAGCCAGUGGCCCAAAGUAUGAAUAUUUUAUGAACAAAGAUACACACGCACAGUGAGACAAUGUGUGCAUUGAGUUUAGACUAGACAUACCUAUUCUUACUUUGUAUCUUAAAUACCUGUCACAUGAAUCCCAUGUCAUCAAAAAUUGGUAGUAUCCUAAAAAAAAUAGUACAAUAAUAUGAUAAGGCUUUUAUUUUCUUGCAAGUGAUUCCUUGAUGGAUUUUUAGAUUUCUCUUCUGAGAUCCUGUGUGUAUGAAACUUUUCUUGGAAAUUACUCUUUCAGAUUAAAGCAAGUCUUGUCAAACCAGUC
Nyctereutes procyonoides (raccoon dog) is the source of this 3435-nucleotide messenger RNA. RefSeq names its product WW domain binding protein 11 (gene WBP11). The transcript has 11 exons. The record is from RefSeq and is a predicted model, not a curated record. Bases 61 to 1986 code for a protein of 641 amino acids. Lineage: Eukaryota; Metazoa; Chordata; Mammalia; Carnivora; Canidae. Gene Ontology annotation, cellular component: spliceosomal complex. Gene Ontology annotation, biological process: mRNA cis splicing, via spliceosome.